Messenger RNA from Diorhabda carinulata, 10251 nucleotides. Its product is annotated as zinc finger protein hangover. The record is from RefSeq and is a predicted model, not a curated record. Lineage: Eukaryota; Metazoa; Arthropoda; Insecta; Coleoptera; Chrysomelidae. The coding region runs from base 345 to 3479 and encodes 1044 amino acids. The transcript is spliced from 3 exons.
CGCUAGUGUCGUAUAGGUGCCCGCAAUGGCAAAUUUCUAAAAUUCGACUUUUUGUCUCUGGAACAGGGGCAUAUAUAAUGUAACGAAUUUACGCCUGUUUCAUCAUCUGCGAGGUAACAAAAAAUCGUUUUUCUCAUGAACUAGAAGAUUUAACUGGUCUAAAAUUUAUAUCUAACAUCAACUUGAAAAUCAGUUCUGAAGAUUGACGUUUCGCUCUCUCAUCCAGAAGUUUUCUUCAAGAAUACAGAUGAGCACUAAAGUAACACAAACUAUUACCAGAUUUAGAAGCGAAAGUCAGCUGCGGGACCUAUACGAUUGUUGCAUGAAGCCUACAAAGAAACACGAUGACAUCCGUCACACUACCGUCAAGUUCGGGUACGUUGAAUGGAGGAUAUUCAUCGUCAGUGACGGAAAAGUUACCAACUACUCAACCAGAUUUUGAUGCAUUACGCACAAUAAAACGAUCCCUAUGUUUAACAUCUACAGAAUCAUGCAAAAAACGUCGGAAGCAGUCGACUCCUAUCAGAAUAUCUACAAGUGAAACAGAAAGUCAGAACGCUAACUCUCUUGAAGGUAAGCCCAUCGUGCCUUCCCCUGAACCCAAUCAUCGUUGUUCAAUUUGCCAACAGUCCUUUUCAUAUCCAGAGCAACUGCAAAAUCACAUCAUAUGCGAACAUCCUCUUUUAGAGUGCAAAAAGGAACCCGAAGAUCAUCCUACAACACCAUCUUCGGUUUCUUACGUGGAUCAAUCAGAAACACCAAUGGGCUUAUCCAUUAUGCGCUCUGAUAUACCGUGGGUAAAUGAGAUUCAAAACAAAGAGUGGAUUGGUUCCAACUUAUCAAACCUUUCUUUCAACCCAGCCAAUCCAAUGUUUAUGACGUUACCUCCAUAUUCACAUACAGAUAAUAUAUCCCUAAAACCCAUUCGGAUCUUUAAUCCAGAUGCUUACUGUGAUCUUUGCAACAAAGAAUUUUGUAAUAAAUAUUUUCUUAAAACACACAAAGCAAACAAACAUGGAAUUUACACGGAUAGCUCUUCAUCUGAACCUUUAUUAAACUCUGUAACUGUACCGUCAAUAACAAGUAACCUUAAGAUAUCUAAUCCCGUGCCAACUGUCGAACAACCUACAAUAACAAGCGAUUCGAAAACUCCUGCGAAUAUGAUUAAUGCAUUCAAUAAUAUUUUCCAAAAUCCAUUUUCAAAUCAAGCAAAUUUAUCAGAAAAUGAAAUUAACGAAAAUAUUGCUAUGUCGAAUGGAAUGUCUUCGUCAAGCGAAAGUGAUAAAAUUUUCUCAGACGAUCCGCACGCUGAAGAAAAUAGUAGUCCUUGUAUACAAACCGAAUCUACCUCAAUAAAAAAUGAUCCAGACGGAUUAUUUCAUGAUACAUCGAGUAAAUUAUCCUCAGAUCAAACUAAUCGUGAAUUAGACUUGUCAUAUCGUUUAAGGAAAAUUGGUGUUAUGAACCCUAAAGCAUUUUGUGAAAUAUGUUGUAAGGAAUAUUGUAAUAAAUAUUUUCUAAGAACUCACAAACUAAAACGGCACGGAAUAUACAUUCCAGACGACAAAGAUAAGGACAUUAGAAGUGAAUGUAUGUCAGGCUUUCCAUCAAGUAACGUGCAGACGAGUCCUUUAAAUCUCAUUAUGACAGAGCAAGGCAGUUCCGACAGCAAAAUAACAUCACCCACGAGUAUUGGUUGUGAUAUAUGUUGCAUUAAAUUUCAAAACGCUAGUCUUGCACAAUUGCAUAAUGUCAGCGUCCAUGCCAGAGUAUCUUCAAUAGAACCAGAAGAAUGCGACAGAUCGCAGCAGGAUAGUACCAAAAUAUCAGAAGGAAUCAAAUCUAAUGAGAAAUCGGUGAAUCCAGAAACUAUUAGUGAAGAUUUGCAAAAACUUCAAACAAUGAUUCUUCAGCUGAACGACAUCGAUACUGCUAAAGUAACCACGAACUGUGCUAUUUGUAACAAAGAAUUCGAAAACCGAUUUUAUCUUCAAGCGCAUAUGCUCUCAGAGCAUAGUAUGUUGAUGGACGAAGGAGAUUGUGAAAAAGCGGGUGAUACAGAAUUGCGCUCAACUAAUAAUGCAAUGUGCGAUAUCUGCGGUAAGGAAUUACUGAACGUCGAAGAAUUAUCAAGACAUAUAGUGGAAUCUCAUUCAAACCAUCAAGUGGCUGCAGAUUCUUCGAAAGAUGACAAUAGUGGAUUCACCGGUGGAGAUAAAUCGUCAAAUAGAUUGCAAGUUUCUAGUGGACAUAUCCCAGAACGGCGUGUUUCUAUGAACGUUACCCCCACCAGUAGCUACUGUGAAAUUUGCAACAAAGAAUUAUGUAAUAAAUAUUUCAUGAAAACACAUAUGCAAAGAAUGCACGGAAUCGAAAUAGAGAAUGGGGCACAAAUUGGAGGUGUCGUUUGUGACAUAUGCAACAAGGAAUUAUGUAGCAAAUACUUUUUACGUGUUCAUAAACAUAACACUCACGGUAUAAUUGAAUACGGAGGUAAUUUAUUGCCUCCAAGGAAAUCAGAUGGAGAAUCAUCAGUCUUGCCAUCACCUUCCACUCCACUAGAAACGGAUUCAACUCUAAAACCAACCGACUUAGCGGAUUUAAGUCACAGAUACUUCACUCAUUUUACCGAAGUCUGUACUAUAUGCAGUCGGAGAUUUAGAAGUACGAAAUGGUUGAAAGCUCAUUUAAUAACAGACCAUGGGCAAGUGGGGGCAGAAAAAUGGGCUGAAAUUGAAAUCCAGUUACAACAAAGAGGAAAAGUAUCGACAACGACAAAUUCAGAAGGAAAUUCGAACUUAAAAAUACCAAAUGGAAGUCAAGAUAUGCAACAACAGAAAGUAGGUGGCGUUCAAAAUUUUAUAUCCAGUUUAUUUGGUAUCGACGAGAGUAACUCUAAAAUGUAUCAAUGUUCCUAUUGCCCAUUCACCUCGCCUUUAUUGCCCUUGUUAUUUGUUCACGAAAGAUCACAUAUGAAUAUGGAAGGGUUUUCAUUUAAGUGUCCUAUAUGCCCACAAAAUUUUACUGAACGAAAAUUGCUGGAACGUCAUAUAUUAUCUAGACAUUCCUUCCUCUUACCCAAUACUGUCAAAGAGGAAGAUACUAUCACAAAAGAAAUGUCUAAAGAAAGUUCCGAGGACGAUGAUCCAAGUAGACAAGAAUUUGGUACAUCUAGUCAGGGACAACUAGCUAAGCUAUCAUCCCCUAUAAAAGUGCCCUCGGAUAUUGAGCAAUCUUUAAUGGAUGUGGCUAAAAGAAUGCAAUGGCCAGCUACUUAUGCUAUACCUCAAAGAAAAAAUCAAUCAGAACAGGACCAAGAUGAAGCAUCUUCACCUUCAGGGCCAGGGUACGUAAUGCAGGCAUUUUUAUUAGAAGAAUCAGCCUCCGAACGUCGGGUUAUGCCCUCUGUUGUUUUCUUACCUAUGCUACAAAAACAACCAGCCCCUAUCACUGUUACUUUUACACUAACCCCGGCCUAACACAUCCUCACAUGUAGUUUGCAUAUAUGUGUUAUAUUUUUUUAAGAAACAAUCGAUGGCGAUUCCACGACACCUGUGAUUUUUUUAAUUUUAAUUAUAAUUAUUGUAUAAUCCUAAUAUAUAGAUUUAUAAGCGAUUCCUAUAUUUGCAAGUUACCUCAUAUAUUAUGAGAAGGAACAUAUGAGCACAUAUUUUUAUGCAAAUACGGAAGACUGAGUGAAAUUUUUAUAUAGUCUGUUGAUUUUCACUUUAAUAUAUCGAGAUACUGAUGUUUUGUACGAUAAAGCUUUAGGUGAUGUUUAAAGAAGUUCCUAUUUUCUAUCUCGAUAUAAUAAUAUAAUUCACAAGUAUGUACGUAUUCAGUUGUUAGAUGUAGCUUGCUCAACAGUCAGUUAAAAUGUUCCGCGUACCUAGUCCACGUAACUCAGGGUUAGCUGAAAAGAGUACAAUCAGCCACUCGCGUCCCUAAACUGGCGACGCAUUCCUUUUCGAGUUCCUGACUAGUAGCAUAGGAUAAACAAUAUCAUUACAUUCCUUCAUUUUUACUUGGUUCAGUUAAUAUUUGCUCCUUAUAUAUUCAUUUCCAUUAUUAAUUAUAUUACCACCAGUAGUAGGUAAUUAGCCGUAUAAUGAAUAUUUCUCAAAACAAAUAAUCAACAGACUCAAAGACCUGACAUGCAAAUGUGCAGGUAAUCCGGAGGACAAACACAGCCACAACCAAUAUAGUUGUCAGUUUUCGAUUUGAUAGGAUAUUCAGGUUGUAAAAGGUUUCAGCCAGCUGAAAAGUAAGGAGGCUAUUUUUUUUAGAAAACAAUCUAUCUUCCGGGAUAUCAAUAUUGUACAAUUAUGACUAAGCUUUCACAGUUUCUAUGACUUCUUCAUUAUUUUUUUGUAGAUAUCGCCAAAGAAAGUUCAAUAAAUCAUUAGUAUUUUAAUUAACACGCCGAUCCGAGCACAUAGUAUUUCAGCCGGAGUGACAUCCUAUUUUGUUAUGACCAAAUUUCUUCAGCUUGGACUCCCACCAGGACACGGGAUCACAGUUUCAGACUUGACUGGCAUGAUUUUUAAGCGGUCUUGACUGUAUUUUAUCUUUCUUUUCAACUCAUUCUCUUGGUUUCAUAAGCGUUCUUAGUAAAUUGGGUUGUUGCUUACACUUCGAGAAUGACGAACGAAAUAUUUAUUUACCAUACUUCUUUGAAUAUCCAUUAUGAAAAUCAGUAUACUUUUUAAUGUUUCUAAAGAACUAAGAAUAUGCAGUUUGUUCUUUUGCCUUUUGCCAAAUCAGAGCGGAGGCCGUAUCACUUUGAUGCUUGAACCGAAUAUAUAUGUAUUAGAAUAAACUUACAUUGUUAUGGCAAGGAAAUUGCGAUCAAAUGUUUGUGAAUAUUUAAAACUAAACAUCCCAUCAAUCUAGAGCUAUGCAAGAAAUUUCUAGUCAUUGGCUUUGAGAUUAAAAAAUUCUAAAUCAAUCCAACAUCGAACCACACGAAAAUCUUUGAUAUAAAUUUCAGUAUAAAACUAACAUUUUCUGAUAUAACAAUAGUUGUAAUGUUUUUUUUUUCUGAAAUAAAAGCCGAACUUAAUUUAUUUACAUAAGAGCGAGGAAAAAUAAAUAGUGAUUUGCAAUUAGAAGCAAAACGUUUGAUUUUUGUAGAGAUAUCUGUGUAUAGAAAAUAUUUACAUUCCUAAAUUUGUAGAAACUAAAAAGUAUCUGGUUUAAUUAAAAAAUUAAAAUGAGUUUCUGACAAUAUUGAAAGCUUUGCUUUUUGGAAAAAAAAAUACUUUUAAUGAGCAUUUAAAUGAGGUACUGUUUGGCAUAUAUUUGAUAAUUGAAAAAUUGAAUUGAAAGACGGUUGUGAAUUGUUAAGGAGCAAGAAUUCUGAACCAAGUUAUUCACUUGUCCUUCCUUACACUUGCGACUUUUCCAUUUGAAAUAAUGGAUAUGAAUGACGGCGAUAUGCCUCACAGGAAUUCAGACACGUCGCCUCGAUUUUUGGGAAAUAUAUAAAGUUUUUUAUAGUUUAAAAGGCGACGCACUCGGCUCAUAAUUACUGUAAUCAAUAAUAUUAAUCUCACGACAACCUCUGUCAGAUAUAUUUUCAACUUAUAGUUUCCUGAAAUUAUUAUUAUAUCUUGGUAAUAAACUACACUGUUGCACAAAUUUUGAUGGAUUUUGUCGAGAUAUUAAUAAACCAUGUAUUUACAAAUCAGCAAUGGUGGUCAAUUUAAUUGAAGACGAUUUUAGAACAAAGUAAAUACUGAAAAAUUUACUGAUCAAUAGCUAUUAAUCAAAAAACCCUUCAAACUAGUCAUAUUUAAACUUGUAAUCUCGAGAAUCAUUAAUAUACUUUAUUAUUCAUCCAUAAGGAUGUAAUGGAAUAUUGAACGUAAUUUAUACAUUUAUUAAGUAUUUUAAGACUGUUUUUUCACAUUUGUAAACUAAAAGUAAAAAUUGAGAUAAUUGUAUAAGAUAAUUUAAAGUUCAAGUGAUGGGUGAGACAAUAUUACUUUUUCAGUGUUAAAAACAAUACAUACCCAAAAACUAUAUAUUAUAUAAUUUAUAAAUAUGGUUUUGACGAAAUCUCUAAACAUGAAGCCUACUUUUUCAGUGACUCUCAUUGAUUCUAUUGGUUACUAAUUCUUCAAAUUUAUAUUGAAUACGCCGAUUCACUUUAUUUUUAAUAUAUUCAAAGAAAUACAUAGAAAACAAAAAAGAGAUAUUACUAACUUUUUUUUCUUUUUUAAUAACAUCAUGUUUUAAUCCAGUUGUGUACAACUAGAAUAUUUUAUAACUAUAAUGCUCGUAUUUAAAUCGGUUCAAGCUAAACUUUUAUAUAAAACCAAAAAGAAUAGUAACUUUUUCUUCUUAAAAUUACACUCUUUGAAUCUGAGCAUUCCAAUAAUCAUAUUGCUUGUAUUUAAUCGAUUCUAGUUGUUUAUCUAGUCAAUUGUAUAUCAAAUUCUAGUCAGGAAAAUUCAGUAUAUUUAUAUUUUUUAUAUUCAUUAUAUAUGUAGGAUUAAAAACUGCUUUGAUCAAAAUAUACAUUUUCUUUGGAAAAACAAAAACGUACAAAUAGUAAAAAAUAGAAUUCAAAGGCGAUAUCUUAGAUAUGGCGGCAAAAAUACUGUAACUAAGACAAGAAAGGAAAACUCUUGUAGACCUAAUCACAGGUCACGCAGAAGUUAGUUUUUACAGAUAACAAUACAGGGAGGACCAUUGAUCAGUUUCUGUGGAGUAAGGAACAAUGUACAACCUCCGCAACCGUUAAACUCUUAUAAACACACAGAGGAAAGUUCUAGAAUUUGAAUUAGUGGCUUUCAAGCCAGCGGCGCCUGGAAGAUUCUUUAUUUCUUGAGUGCCUCCAGGGCGAACCUGGGGCUUGCAUAGGGAAUACUGAGGUAACUAGGAGCGAUAAAGGUCCCCAUUCUUAUAAUUGUGAAUAGGAGCUACAAAAAUGAAGUUUUCAUUAAAUGUCAAAAUUAUCAGUUACAUAUCAAUCCAAACAUGUAAGGAUUGUACAAUUACCCUCCAAUUAUAUGUAAUUUAUUCACAUUAUUAGAGUGUGCUAUUUAAGCAAAAAACGCUAUCGACACGGAAAAAACUUAUCGAUAUUUAUUAAUAACUAACGCAAGCUUCCAACUUUGCUUUUAUUAAUAGAUUAAUUCAUGUCAAUUUAUCACAUUCUCUUAUCUCUCAUGGUAUAAUUAGUCAAUAAUUCCUAAUUUCGUAGUCUUAAUUAUUUAUCCGGCUUUAGGCUUAUCGCGAAAUAGCACGAAAAGACCGUGAAAACGCGAAACGCGAUAAGUGUAAAGAGAUGUAUUUCGUCUUUUGAAAGCUUAAAGAGAGUUUUUGGCUUUUCGUUUCAUUUUUCGCAAAACAGCACGAAAAUAGUGUGAAACGCGAAUAAGUCUAAAGCCGGCUUUACUAAUAUUCUUAAGAUUCUUCUCUAGGUUUAAAUUCUAAAUGUGUAGAAUAAUACUAAAAAGAUAUUCUGAAGAAAAUAUUGAAUAUUUAUUGUUUUUGUCGUGCUCUGGUCCUCUCUAACAAUUUUACCCAAAAUUUACAUGCCAAUUCCCAAAAUUUAUGAUAUGCAAGUUUACGUCAAAGUAAUCAAAAAACAAAAAAUUAGAAAGUAAAAAACUAUGACAUCCGUUCUCGAAAUUAUUGUGUUUAUUUUUACAAAAUAUCUAAUAGGCUGUGACUAUAAUAGUCAAAAACUAUUAUGCAUCUACCUCGUUAUAAUAACUAAUUUUAUAGUUAAUAUUAAUAACUUUUUUUUGUAUCCUUGGCUCAAUACCAUAUUGCCAAAUGAUAAAGAUUAUUAUGACACUCUGCUAUUAAGCAAUUAUUUGCUAAUAUUAAAAAAUACUGAUUGACCACCAUUGUCCAUUACUUCCACAAUUCCAUAAUUUCCAAAAAAUAUUAUGAUAAUUUCAACAUUUCAACAUUUACGUCACUGUUAUCUUCUAUAUAUUUUUAAUAUGUUCUGUUAAUUUUACGUUUGUUUUUAAUGUAAAAUAAUUCCUAAGCUAAAAUUAUUAAUAUGUUUGUGUACACAAUACAUCAGAUUAAUCCAUGUAUUUAUAGGGUGGUCAUACAAUUUAUGUAAUAAAACAAUUUUUACGUUCGAAUAGUCUAAAAAUAAAAAUGAAGCUCAGUACAAUUGAAGUCGGAUUCUCCCUAGAUAUUAAUUAUCAAGCGCUGUCAGUAACUCAAGUCUCUAUCUUAAGAUCGAAUAAGAAUUUAAAUUUGCAUUAUAUGUUAUUGAAAUACUGUCCGCAAUUAUUUCACGCGUCUCAAACUAAAAACAUAAAUUAUUUGGUCACAAGUUUUUUCAAGACAUCCAAAAAUGACAUGGCUGUUAUCCAAUAGCUCCAGAAAAAUAUAUCAAAUUAUAUUUAUAUAUACAAGACCAUUUUUAUGUUGGAUGUAAAAUAAACCAGGGAAUGUUGAAAAUCAGUAACAUAUAAUUGAAAUUUGUAGUUUUCCAGAGAAUAAAUUUUUAAAAUAAACAGAAUGUUUAACAUUAGGAAUAUACAAAUAAAAUCUUAUCCUUAUCUGCCCUUAUCAAUAAUUUAAAUUAUUCUCUGUUUCUCAUAUAUGAAGGAGAAUUAUAUUUCAUAACAAGAAAUCAAUAUUUUUGCUGACGUGCAAAGAAAAUGAUGUCUCGGAGUCUUUUCUGAAAACUAAUUGUGUCGACAAAGAUUAUUCAGCAUUAUAUUUACUAAUUUAUUUCUAUAUUUAACAUGAAAAUAAUCGUCUGAAUCCAAACCUUUCCUGAACAUUUUCAAUUAAUGAAAAUCUUUUUUGGUAUAAGAUGAAACAAGUUAGUUCAUGUUUAUUUGUAUAAAUAAAUUAGAAAUCACACUAUGAUGAGAAAAUAUUGAGAAAACUACUAUGACUUAUUCAUAUAGUUCAAAGUUGACAAGUAAUUUGUAUCGAAUUUUUUUUAAAUAUCUGUUUUUUGUUAUAGAGAAAGUUGAAAGAAUCAUAACCAUCCAAAGGUGUUUCUGAUAUAUUGUGUAUACAUUGAGUAUAAACAGGUCAAAUUAUAUGAAUAAAAGCUUAAUUGAAUAUAUAAAAAUGGAAUGAAUUUUUUAUAAAGUAUACAAAUCUUCAUAAAUAUUUCAUGAAAGUAUUUAUGUGAUUGAAUAUAUUCGUUCAAUAUUGUAAAAGGCAGUAUUUUCACAUUGUACUUAAAACAAAAACCAAAUUAAUGUUUUAUGUAAUUCAUUGUUAAAGGUCGAGAAUUGAAAAAUGAAAAGUUUGACCUGUAAAUAUUUCAAUAAGAUGAUCUUUAAACAGUUUGGGCAAUUCAUCAAAAUAUUAAUCGAGAAAGUAAUAGACAACUUUAAUUAUAAUUAAGUUAUAUUUGAGUGAUAUUAAUAGAACAUAAACUGAAAAAGAUCUUAUGGGAAAAGUUUUUUUUUUAUUAUAGGAUAAAAUAUUUGAACUAAACUGUAAAUAUUCCUCAACAUUUAUAUUGAAAGUGACAUAUCUAUUGCAACAAAUCAGUGCACCUAUUGAGUUUAAUGGGGUGCACUGACCCUUUUCCUUUUACCUGUAUAUACUAUAAGAAGAACAGAUGGCAGGUAAAUAAAGCUAAACAAAACUUCAAUUGAAUUAAUAAACCAUAAUUAUUUUCUUUGAUGAAUGAUAUCAAUGUUUAUAUGUUAUUCAAAACUCAACUUCGGUCUUUUUAAAAAUAUCUCACAUUGCAUUAGCAACUCGGAUAUAUGGGUGAUUCCGUUCUAACUGUGAUUUUUUGUAUUCAAAAUUUCAAGAUUUUAAAAUUUAACUUUUCUAACUUUUUUAUGCAUAUUAUUCAUCUAUUUUACUGUAAAAAUAAAACUCUAAGAGGAAUUUACUACAACUUCAAAGUAUCACGAGCAAGACACAAAUGUCGGAUUUUGAGUUCCACGGUACUGACUCAUUUAUCCACGGUACUGACAUGGUAACUUAAGAUAUUAAACAACAAGUGCAUCAAUUUUCCUCAGUUUGAUCAUAAACAUUAGAAUUUAUAAGGUAAUUAGUUUAAAUCAUUUGUUACGACAAAAAAAAUUAAUAAUUUAUCGGUAAAUUCUAGGAAUGGACAUGACACGGUACUGACAUGGUAACUUAAGAUAUUAAACAACAAGUGCAUCAAUUUUCCUCAGUUUGAUCAUAAACAUUAGAAUUUAUAAGGUAAUUAGUUUAAAUCAUUUGUUACGACAAAAAAAAUUAAUAAUUUAUCGGUAAAUUCUAGGAAUGGACAUGACACGGUACUGACAU